Messenger RNA from Alnus glutinosa, 1572 nucleotides. RefSeq names its product anthocyanidin 3-O-galactosyltransferase 3GT1-like. Gene Ontology annotation, molecular function: UDP-glycosyltransferase activity. The transcript has 2 exons. Bases 53 to 1414 code for a protein of 453 amino acids. The record is from RefSeq and is a predicted model, not a curated record. NCBI's taxonomy places the organism in Eukaryota, Viridiplantae, Streptophyta, Magnoliopsida, Fagales, Betulaceae.
UAUUUUUUUGUUUCUCACUGUCGAGCCCGAGGUACCGAAUAUCUAUACUACCAUGCGAGCGACCAAAAGCUCUGAGGAGAAGCAUGUGGCCUUCUUGGCAUUCCCAUUCGCCAGCCACGCCUCCGUCGGUCUGAGUCUGCUGCGUAAAUUAGCGGCCGCCGCCCCGAACGUUCACUUUUCAUUCUUAAGCACAGCGAAGUCCUCCCACUCGCUCUUGUCAAAAUCAAGUGCUGAGGACGUUCCACGUAACAUAAAGUUCUACCAAGUGGCAGACGGAGUCCCCGAGGGUCACGUGUUUACGGGGAAGCCAUUAGAGCCUGAAAACCUUUUUCUCAGGGCCACGCCCGGGAUUCUCAGAAAGGGUAUAGACAUGGCGGCGGCGGAGACCGGUAGGAGAAUCACCUGCUUGGUCUCCGACGCAUUCUUGAGUACUUCCGCCUCGGAGAUUGCCGAGGAUAUGAGUGUUCCAUGGAUCCCUGUUUGGACAUCUUUUCCAUGCUGUCUCUCCGCUCACAUUUAUACGGACGUCAUUCGCGAGCGUUGUGUUGGUAGUGGAACGGUGGAUUUUAUUCCGGGGUUGCCCGCCAUGCGUGUUGCUGAGUUACCCCAGGAGGUGAUGGUCCGGGAGGGCGAAGAAGAGUCGCUUUUCUCACGCACGCUAAGUCAAAUGGGUUCCACGCUACCACGAGCUACUGCUGUCGUUAUCGGUUUCUUUAAAGAACUGAACUCUCCCCCUCUGAAUCAUGACCUUAAAUCAAAGCUUCAGAAGGUACUUCAUGUCGGCUUUUUAUCCAUAUCGCUGCCGGCGCCGCCUUUACAACCGUCGAGUUCGGAUCUAACAGGCUGCUUGUCGUGGUUGGACGAGAAAAAAUCGGGAUCAGUGGCGUAUGUUGGAUUUGGAACUUUGGCUUCGCUGCCGCGUGAGGAGCUAAUAGCAGUGGCGGAGGCACUCCAAACGACUGGAGUUCCAUUUCUUUGGUCUCUUAACGACAAGUCAAAGGAAUUCUUGCCGAAAGGGUUUCUUGAGAAGACUAAGACGCAUGGAAAAGUAGUGCCAUGGACACCGCAGACACAGGUACUGGCGCACGCUUCUAUAGGCGUGUUUGUGACACACUGUGGAGCAAACUCUGUCUGCGAGAGUAUUGCAAACGGGAUUCCGCUCAUCUGCAGGCCUUUCUUCGGCGAUCAUUACAUGGUCGGCCGGAUGAUACAGGAGUGGGGGAUUGGUGUCAGAGUUGAGGGAGGUGUGAUCACGAAGAAUCGGCUGGUCAAGAGCUUGGAACUCGUUUUGGGAGAAGAACAAGGUAAGGUGAUGAGGGAGAAGGCGGAAGCACUGAAAGAGGUUGUGUUAAAAGGUGUUGACAGUGCUAAGAAAGACUUGAAUAGUUUGGCAGAUCUAAUCUCUGCGUCCUAAAGUUUAACCAGCUGUUCUCGGUUCCAUGGCAUCCAUGGCGGUUCUUCGCUUUCUACUUCAAUACUGAAUAAAAUAUUAUCUAUCACUUUCAUGUAUGUCAUCCCUUUUAACUUUUUGCGUAAAUAUCUAUGCCCCGGAGACGAAGGGCUUGUUUGGAA